This is a messenger RNA of Trematomus bernacchii (emerald rockcod), 1606 nucleotides long. RefSeq names its product tubulin beta-1 chain-like. Gene Ontology annotation, molecular function: structural constituent of cytoskeleton; GTPase activity; GTP binding. NCBI's taxonomy places the organism in Eukaryota, Metazoa, Chordata, Actinopteri, Perciformes, Nototheniidae. Gene Ontology annotation, cellular component: cytoplasm; microtubule. The record is from RefSeq and is a predicted model, not a curated record. Gene Ontology annotation, biological process: mitotic cell cycle; microtubule cytoskeleton organization. The coding region runs from base 40 to 1377 and encodes 445 amino acids. The transcript has 4 exons.
GUCUUCUUUGAGAUCUCUAACCAAUAUCCAGAAAGAAAUAUGAGGGAAAUUGUGCAUCUCCAAGCCGGCCAAUGCGGCAACCAGAUCGGUGCUAAGUUUUGGGAGGUGAUUAGUGAUGAACACGGUAUUGACCCGACUGGUACAUACCACGGUGACAGUGACCUGCAGCUGGACAGGAUCAAUGUUUACUACAAUGAGGCUUCAGGUGGUAAAUAUGUGCCCCGUGCUGUGCUGGUUGAUCUUGAGCCAGGCACCAUGGACUCUGUAAGGUCUGGACCUUUUGGCCAGAUCUUCAGACCAGACAACUUUGUGUUUGGCCAGAGCGGGGCUGGCAACAACUGGGCAAAGGGUCACUACACAGAGGGUGCAGAGCUGGUGGACUCUGUCCUGGAUGUGGUGAGGAAGGAGGCAGAGAGCUGUGACUGCCUUCAGGGCUUCCAGCUCACACACUCCCUGGGUGGUGGUACAGGGUCUGGAAUGGGCACCCUGCUCAUCAGCAAGAUCCGUGAAGAGUACCCUGACCGCAUUAUGAACACCUUCAGCGUGGUGCCUUCCCCCAAAGUAUCAGACACUGUUGUUGAGCCCUACAACGCCACACUAUCAGUCCAUCAGCUUGUAGAAAACACAGAUGAGACCUUCUGCAUUGACAAUGAAGCCCUGUAUGACAUCUGUUUCCGCACACUCAAGCUCACAACUCCCUCUUACGGUGAUCUGAACCACUUGGUCUCUGCAACCAUGAGCGGUGUCACCACCUGCCUCAGGUUCCCUGGGCAGCUCAAUGCUGACCUGCGUAAGCUUGCUGUAAACAUGGUGCCAUUCCCCCGUCUGCACUUCUUCAUGCCAGGCUUCGCCCCCCUGACCAGCAGAGGCAGCCAGCAGUACAGAGCCCUUACUGUGCCCGAGCUCACCCAGCAAAUGUUUGAUGCCAAGAACAUGAUGGCUGCCUGCGACCCACGUCACGGCCGCUACCUGACAGUGGCUGCCAUCUUCCGUGGCCGCAUGUCAAUGAAGGAGGUUGACGAGCAGAUGCUGAACGUGCAGAACAAGAAUAGCAGCUACUUCGUUGAAUGGAUCCCCAACAACGUGAAGACCGCUGUCUGCGACAUUCCUCCCCGUGGCCUCAAGAUGUCAGCCACCUUCAUCGGCAACAGCACGGCCAUCCAGGAGCUGUUCAAGCGCAUCUCUGAGCAGUUCACAGCUAUGUUUAGGCGAAAGGCCUUCCUCCACUGGUACACCGGUGAGGGUAUGGAUGAAAUGGAGUUCACUGAGGCAGAGAGCAACAUGAAUGACUUGGUGUCAGAGUACCAGCAGUACCAAGAUGCCACUGCUGAGGAGGAGGGAGAGUUCGAGGAGGACGGGGAGGAAGAUCUGGCCUAAAUAUCACUUUCCAAAAAUCUUUUAAAUUAAUGUAAGAGAAAAAUGUAAGGUUGCAAGUCCUUUCAGCAUUCAGUGUUAUGUCUGCUUUUAAUGUUGGCUAUAACUGUAAUGUUCUUUCAGCUUUCACUGUUCUGCUGCUGUUAAUGUUGGCUUAAAAUGUAAUCUUCCAAAUUCUUUCAGUGUUCUGGCUGCUGUUCCGGUUAAUAAAGGUUAAACUGUAUACAAAGUC